This is a messenger RNA of Aspergillus nomiae NRRL 13137, 1272 nucleotides long. RefSeq names its product acyl-CoA dehydrogenase family protein. The record is from RefSeq and is a predicted model, not a curated record. NCBI's taxonomy places the organism in Eukaryota, Fungi, Ascomycota, Eurotiomycetes, Eurotiales, Aspergillaceae. The transcript has 3 exons. Gene Ontology annotation, molecular function: flavin adenine dinucleotide binding. Bases 1 to 1272 code for a protein of 423 amino acids. Gene Ontology annotation, biological process: butyrate catabolic process; fatty acid beta-oxidation using acyl-CoA dehydrogenase.
AUGAAUUUUGACCUGCCUGCCCCCUUAGUCGCCCACCUUGACUCCCUUGACAAGUUCAUCAACUCGACCAUCCUUCCUCUCCAACACUCCGGAGACAACAACCGUUUUUUGAUCAUCGGCGCGAGCAAAGCCCGCCAUCUCGCGGACGAAGCCGGAUUCUUCCGCUUUGCUCUCCCCAAAAUCUACGGUGGACAAGGCCACCCCGAUACCAACCUAUGGAUGUCCGCUACGCGCUUCCACAUGGCCUCACACCCCACGUACGGCGGGGGUCUAGGGCUCGCCAAUGACCUGCAGAACGAACACAGCAUCAUUGGAAAUUUCCCGGAUGUCCUCAUGCUUCACCACUUCGGCACCGCAGAGCAAAAACGUACCCUCAUCCCCGCGCGACUUCGCGGAGAAUUCCGCACCACCUUCGGCCUCACCGAGCCCGACCACGGCAGCGACGCGACCUUCAUGUCGACGACGGCGACGCGUGUUCCAGGCGGGUUCAAAAUCAAUGGCGCAAAGAAGUGGCAGACGGGCGCGCAUCACUGCACCCAUAUGAUCAUCUUCGCGAGGACAUCUGGCCGGGAUGGAUCGGCGAAGGGCAUCACGGCAUUCCUGGUUCCCCGGGAGACAGAAGGGGUGGAGAUUGCGAGCUAUGAGUGGACGUUUAAUAUGCCCACAGACCACGCGACGGUGACUUUGAACGAGGUCUGGGUGCCCGAGUCGGCGGUUCUCGGGGUCGUCGACCAAGGGUUGGCGAUUGCGCAGACCUUUGUGCAUGAGAACCGCAUCCGACAGGCGGCGAGCUCGUGCGGAGCGGCCAAGUUUUGUCUCGAACGUGCCAUUGAGCGCGCACGCAGUCGGACCAUCUGGGGGGAGGGAAAGAAGUUGGCAGAUCACCAGGCGGUGCAGUUUCCGGUUGUCGAGCUCAUGACACAGGUGGAGAUGUUGCGGUUGUUGAUUCUGAAGACGAGUUGGGACAUGGAUCGCGUAGUGGCUGAGUCAACGGAUCAGGCGUGGAUUGCGAUCGAGAGGCAGUUGAGUGAUAAAGUGGCCAUGUGUAAUUUCUGGGCGAAUCGGUUGUGCUGCCAGGCCGCCGAUCAAGCGAUUCAGAUUCAUGGUGGUGAUGGGUACUCGCGCCACUAUCCCUUCGAACACAUCUAUCGACAUUUCCGCCGCUAUCGUAUCACGGAAGGUGCAGAGGAAAUCCAGAUCCGCAAGGUCGCAGCGUAUUUGUUUGGAUUUAAGGGAGAGGCUGGGCGUGGAAAGGGAAAGACAAAGCUGUAG